Messenger RNA from Cynoglossus semilaevis (tongue sole), 3211 nucleotides. RefSeq names its product platelet glycoprotein Ib alpha chain-like. The coding region runs from base 709 to 2820 and encodes 703 amino acids. The transcript is spliced from 7 exons. Gene Ontology annotation, molecular function: protein binding. Lineage: Eukaryota; Metazoa; Chordata; Actinopteri; Pleuronectiformes; Cynoglossidae. The record is from RefSeq and is a predicted model, not a curated record.
UUCCCAUCACUUUGGUGAUGGGUUAAAAACAGAGGUCACAUUUGGUUGUGUGCAGUGGUGAGCUGUGCCACACUGACAAGGAGUUCACUUUCCUUAACCCCAACCACUGUGUAGCAUCUAUAACAUUAGCAACUUUAAGAUAGCCACCAUUUUCUGUUAGCAGCUGCUACAUUACCAACAACUUGGGAACCAUCUCUUCUGCGUUAGUCUUUUCAACUUUUUUUAGCUCUCAAUUGGUACAUGGGGGAAAUUCAUAUUUUCACAUUUACAUUUUCAAUUGAAUAAAUCUGAAACGUACCAUGCACAAUUAACAUGUUCAAUACAACAUUUAUUAUCAUCUCUCUGUGGUGGUGUUUUCUCAGGUGGUACAGAGUAUAAAAACUUUUUAUUUUUUAAGAACCACUGAUUUAGACGAUGUUUUUUUGCUUGUGCAGGUUGAUUAAAACUAAUUCAUCCUUUGUGUUAAUUAACUGUAGCUGCUGAAGCUUAUUUGGACAUUUCAAACCCGGUUUGUAUUCUAAUAUAACCACAGUAUAAGACUUUCUACUAUAUGGACUUCACUUUAUUUCUAACGUCAUAAUGUCAGCCCGGUUCAGCCCUGGCUGUGUGGGACUCUCACCAUUUCCUGUCAGAGCAGCAGAAACUUCCUGACUCUCCUUCAGCUCAGGCUCUAACUCUGAGGCUGCAGCGCUCUGAGGAACUUUCCCCAUGAUGCUCUUCUUCAUCCUACUCUUCUUCCAACACCAUUUGGCCCACGUUGCCAUGGUUACAACAGUGCCCGGCUGCUACAGAGACCGUGACAAGGACCAUCGGCCGAGAGAGAACUGUACAGCUGCAGGUUUCACCAGCAUCCCGACGGGAAUUGAACCUUCAAUCAAGGUUCUCUUGUUUCCCAGAAACCUGUUCUCCAGUCUGUCGUGGUCCAGCUUCCAGAAGUUUGACAAGAUCUACCAGAUUGACUUAUCCUUCAACAAGGUUCCAGAGGUCGUACCCAGCAUUGGUCCAGUCCUGCCCACACUCUCCGUCUUGAAUUUGGGCUCCAACCUUCUGACGUCACUCCCUGACCAAUCCUUCUCCGCCUGUCCCGCUCUGACUGAACUCUACCUGAACAACAACAGCAUUCAAUCUCUGAGCAACCAAACCUUCGCUGGACUUAGCAAACUGGAGAUCCUGGACCUGUCGUCCAAUCUCAUCAGAGUGCUUCCAACCCUGAUGCUCCACCCACUUCCUGCCAUUGAAACCCUCUACCUGGAGUUUAAUAAGAUCGCAGUGAUGCCAGAUGAUUGGUUCAGCACAAAAGUGGAGGUGCCGUAUCUGUUCUUGUCAGCGAAUCCCUGGACCUGUUCCUGCUCACUGGGUUACUUUUACCAAUACCUCGUAGAUAAUGAAUUAAAUGUCUAUGUCCGUGAUGGACCAAUCCUCACAGCUGAUGCGGAGAGUGUGGUGUGUGAUUCUCCACCAAGGCUCAAACACCAGGCAUUACUGACUCUGAAAGAAUCCAAUCUGUGUUCCACAGAUUCGGAUCCAAGUGAACAAGAAGUAACCUUUCUUCCCCCGCUUACAACCACCAGGACUCUUCCUCCUCCUCCUCCUCCUCCUCCUGUGGUUUCUACAUCAGCUCCUCCUACCCCAGCUCCUGCCUUCUACAUCCGACACGGAGAUACUCCCUUAAAUUAUCACCGAGUUGUCACAAGGUCCUGGCUCGACUACAUCACCCGCGUUGUUGAGCUGACUCAACGACCGAGGGCAGAUUCAACUAAAGGCCCCGACCACAUGCCAACUACUGCUGCUCCAAAACUAGCGACUACAACUAGACCAUCAACAACAUCAGAACUCUGGGUUGUCACAACACCAAGUCUCAUUGAAUCAACACCAGUAAUGGUUCCUUCAACCACACCAUUAACAACAACCAAGCACUUGGCCAUCGCAACAACCAGCACUGUCAAAGCAACAAUUUUCCAAGUUACCACAGGGGGCGCGGUUAAAGGUUCUAAGGCCCAAGAACAUGACAGCACUAAGAAAGUCCAGGUGGCGGAGGUUUUAUGUUUGUGGCUUUUCAUUGCAUGUGUUCUCUUGUGUGUGGUAUCAGCAGCAGGCAUCGCAGCCACCGCGGUCAGGUUGGCGGUGUGGCACCAGAGAGUGUACAAGCCUCUGAAGGUUGCACUAGCAAAUAGGCACAGAGUUGGAGAAAAAAUGAGGCUGUUAAUGCAUAAUGGGAGGGAAGAGAGGGAGAUGACAGGAGGUGUAGGAGGAGCAGUGAUGGCAUUGUAUCGCUCCGUUCUGUUUAUUCACAGAGAGGGCGAUCAAAGGUUGGAGGAGGAAGAUGAAGUCAGAAGAAGUGAUGGAGGAGGAGGAGAAGAGAAGGCAAGAGUCCUGGUCAGUCUAGAGCCAAGAGGUGGAGGAGGUUUGAGAAGAGAGGAAAAAGAAGGAAGUGAGGAGAGGGGGGUGUACAGAAAGACUAUGUAUCGUCUGGUCAGCAAAGAUAAGGUGGUGGCCGGCUGGAGGGACGUGACGGAGGAGAGCUGGGUCCCUGCUGAUGAGACAAUGAGAGAAAGAACACAGGUUUCCAAGAAGCGCUACAGUGUGAUUCUGAGGGAGGAGAUGGGGGAGGAAGCGCAGAGGCAGCAGGAAAGAGAGUGGGUGGUUGGAGGGUGGGAAGUAAAAGGAGGAGAAGUAGCUGGUGAGAGAAAUGUGGAGGAGGAGCAGAGGAGCAGCUGGGGGCAGUGGCUGGUUCAGUUCUUACCCAGUGUGCCAUGGGGAGUGACCACACCCUCAGGGGGGGAGGGCAGCUCAGUGAUAUCUGUGGAUCAGUUUUCAUGAUCGGGUUCUCCAGAUCAAUCUGCGUUGAUUCACUCCAUCUUUCCAACUAACUCCAAGUCAGAAGUGUUGGAUUACUAGCCAAACACAAAAUCACCACCGUCUGCUUAGACUCUUCUUAGGGGAGGUAAUCUGCUCUUUCUCACCUAAAAUUUUCUGGAACUAUUUGGACUGAACACACUAACCAAGCUUUUCUAGGCUGAUGUGGACUCAACUGUCUUCUCCUGAGUUGGACAGUUGGACUUCACGCCCCUCACCUUGGUUCUUCAGAACCCUGCUGUGCACCAGCACCUUUUCACAACCUGUAAGAACUGGACUGAACUCCAGCGCUCCCUGCUGAUGAAGCUCAUUUCUGAUCGCUUUGCAUUGAUUCUAAUAAAGAUUAACAAACGUG